Photinus pyralis (common eastern firefly) is the source of this 4536-nucleotide messenger RNA. RefSeq names its product alkaline phosphatase 4-like. Bases 2537 to 4210 code for a protein of 557 amino acids. The record is from RefSeq and is a predicted model, not a curated record. Gene Ontology annotation, molecular function: alkaline phosphatase activity. NCBI's taxonomy places the organism in Eukaryota, Metazoa, Arthropoda, Insecta, Coleoptera, Lampyridae. The transcript is spliced from 7 exons. Gene Ontology annotation, biological process: dephosphorylation.
GGCGUAAUUGGACACUAAUUUAGGUAGAAAAUUAAGAAAAAUUAGUGCGAAGUUAAAGAAUUUCUGAUUACUGGAAGUGAAAUUUCUAUCAGGAGACCACAAACCUGCUAUCCUAGUACAAUAAUUUCUGGAAGAAAGGAGAAUAAAUGAAUAAAUUCUUCCCUAUCGAUACUUAUAUUUCUGCUAUGUUGACACAAUGAUUUUGGAGGAGAAAUUUGUAUCAGGAGAGCAUAAUACACACUUCUGUAUGUCUGGCACCCUAAUACGAUAAUUUUUAGAAGAGAAGUGUGUAAAGGGUGAACGUAGUACGUCCUACGUAUAGCUUUCUGCGUGCCUGAUAUACAGACGCAACAACUUUUAGAAAAAAAAUUUGUAUCAGGAGAGUAUACUAAAUUUUUCUGCAAGUGUCACGCGAACACCGCACACGAUGUCAAAUUAUCUCCUAUUUACGCCUCUGCACCGUUGUUCUAUCCUGAUAUUUGAAAGAGAUAUCAGGAGAGCAUAAUAGUAAGGAAUCGCACUUAACCUCCUCUUGCGUUUCUGUAAGACUGACGGUCCCUCUUAAGGACUUCAACGUCUUCCUCUCAAAAACUGCCGCAUUUUUUUUGAUAAAAUGUGUAUCAGGAGAACAUAACGCGUAAAAAGAAAGACCACGACACUCUGUUACUAUAGAUUUUUUAAUGAAUUUCGUGUCAGGGAAGCAGAAUACGUAUCUUCAAAAGUUUAUGAACCUUCCUCCGUUGCUCUGACCCUGAUGCAAUAAUUUUUAGUGAACAAUUUGUACCAUGAGAACAUAAUAAGCUUCGAUUUUUGAUCAGAAUUUGUAUCAGGAGAGCACAAUACCUGAGAAGGUGCAAUUCAUCAAUUUCAGAACCGUACUGCGCUUUUGUGAUCCUGAUACAGGGUUAUCUUAAAGAAAAAGUGUAUUAGGAGAACAUAAUACGAAAAAGACAUUCUUGCGUUAUAUUUAUAAUCAAAUAAAUUCCUACCAGGAGAACAUACUGUUACAAAAGGACUGCACGAGAACCUUCUCCAUAUUGAUUAGUAGACGGAAUUGCGACCAGGAAAGUCGUAAUGCUUAAUUUCAUAGUUUCUAAAUUUUCUUCCGCUUCUGUGACCCUGAUACAAAAAUUUUUUGUGAACAAUUUGAAUUAUGAACACAUAAUACGUAAGGAAGUGCCUCUUUAAAGUCUCGUGACCCUUUUAUGUUCGAUUUUUGGCAUAAUACUAAUCACGAUAUUGAAUUAGGAGUUCAGUUUUAGGCAAUUGUAUCAGGAGCACAUAACGCGAAAAAAUGGAUCAAUUAAUGGCAUUCGCUUCUUUCUAAGUUAAAUUCUUAAUGAGAAAUAGACACUAAGAAGAGGUAAAAAUCCCCCAAGGGCUUCUACCUCUUUUUUUUCGAUGUAUAGUUUAAAAUUUGUAUCGGGAGAACAUAUGCGUAAGAACAGGUUCUAAAGGAACGUUGACACCUCCGCUUUUUGAUAAUGUUUGUAUCGGAAGAACAUAAUUGAUGAGAAGGUGCAUUUCAACGGUUUCUGAGCCCUCUUGUGAUUUUGAUAAAAUUUAAAAAAUGUGUACCAGGACAGCAUAAUACAAAGCAAAGGUUACCGACAAAAUUUUUACACAAAAUUUGAAAUGGACAUCAAGACAACAUAAUACGUAACAAAGCUGCCCUCAAGCGUAUCGAGACUUAAGUUCAAUUUUUAGAAAAAAAAUUAUCAGGAGCGCAUAAUGGGUUCAAAUGCGAAUUUCUGCAUUGAUGUAUUUCUGAUAUAACAAUUGUUAAAAAAAAACAAUUUUUCUUAUCAGAACAUAAUACCCAAGGAAGUGUACUUCAAAAACUUGUGAACCUUCUUGGGUCUCUAACUAGUCUUGAUGAUUUUUUUAAGAGAAAUGUGUCCAGACUUUGGACACCUUCCUACGUUGUAUUUUUAGGCCAAAUCUGUAUCAGGAGCACAUAACUCCAAAAAACCUACCCAUCUAUGACUUUGGCACCUUCGUCUUUUAUACGUGACUUUGUAAGUAAGCGUUAUACUCUCCUGAUACAUACCAGGUACGUAACUUUUUCCAAAAACAAUUGUAUCAGGAGCAUAAAAUCCUUCACACGCCCGCUUAUUAUUGAACUACUUUUAAAAAUACAGCACCACCAGGGAAACAUAGUAUGUGAGUAGGUAUGGCUGGUAUCUGGUAGUAUCAGGAGAGCAUAAUAUUUUGGCAAAUCUUUUACUGAUUGUUUUUUUGCAUGAACACACCAACAAACAACAUUUAAAACUACACCUUCAUUAUCAGCAGUUGGUCGUUCAAGAAUUCAAUUAAAGGGUAAAAUCUGGGACUAAUUAAUUAAUUGCGUUUGUGAAAUUAACUGGAUGGACGAUUACGACCACGCAAUUUAAUUGCCGUUCAUUGUACCGAAAACCAAAUUUCCACACGUCUUCCCUCCAUCGAGCAUGGCGUAAAGGCCUCCCGCCAAUUAUCAACAAUUGGGCGUCCGGUUGUCGUCCAUUGUCACUUGAUCAAGUCGAAUUAGCGCGCCAGAAUGACCCGAACGAUUUUUCUCUUCGCCCUCUCGCUUUUGGGGACCUCGGAUUCGGCGACUUUCCCCAAAUAUCUGAAUAAGCACGAGAUCGAAGAUAAUGGACUGUACACGGAGAACUACCCGGAGAUUAGGCCGGCUUCCGAAGAGGACCUGCUGAAGCAAGACGAGCGGUUUUGGUUCCGAUUGGGUUCGGGUACGCUGAAGCAAAGGUUGAAGGGUGACGGGGGUGAUGUUCCGAAAGUUGCGCGAAACGUCGUGUUUUUCUUGGCCGAUGGAAUGGGGGCGACCACGACGACGGCGGGACGAAUUUAUAAAGGUCAACGCGCUGGGAAGUUGGGGGAGGAGCACAGCUUCUCCUUUGAGGAGUUUCCAAACGUGGCCCUCGUUAAGAACUACUGCGUGGAUCAGCAGGUUCCCGAUUCGGGCGCGACGGCCACGGCUCUGUUCUCAGGGGUCAAGACUCGUUACAAGACAAUCGGGGUGGAUGCCAAGAGUUUCUUUGGGAAAUUUGAUAAGGCGACCUAUGAGAGAAGCAAGCUGGAUUCCUUCAUGGUUUGGGCGCAGGACGCCGGAAAGGCCACGGGAAUUGUGACCACCACGCGAAUUACCCACGCAACUCCCGCCGCCACCUACGCGCGAACGCCCCACCGAGACUGGGAGUGCGACAGCAGCAUCCCGCGCACCUACCGCGCCGACCUCAAGGACAUCGCGCGGCAAUUGGUCGAAGACGCUCCCGGAAAAAAUUUCAAGGUCAUCCUCGGCGGGGGCUUGGAGGCGCUCGGCUACGCCAAAUACCCGAACGCGUCGACCUGCCCGAGAGAAGACGGCCUAAACCUGACGGCGCGCUGGUUGGGCGACAAGAGCAAGGCCUCAUUCGUAGUGGGCAAGGCUCAGCUGAACCGCGCGACGGAAGAAGCCGAUUACUUACUCGGCCUGUUCGCGCCCAGCCAUCUACCGUACGAGCUUUCCCGAAAGCGAAACUACCCCGACGUGCCGAGCCUCUCCGACAUGACCCGAGCCGCACUGAAGGUGCUGCGAAAGGAACCUAAAGGCUUCGCGCUGAUGGUCGAAGCCGGGCUGAUCGACAGAGCGCAUCAUUCGAACCUCGCGCGUUUCGCGCUCGGCGAGACCGACGAACUGGACGAGGCGGUCGCCGUGGCGUUGAGAGAAACCGGCACGGACACCCUCAUCAUCGUAACCUCCGAUCACGCGCAUCCCAUCACCCUGAAGGGCUACCCGGCGCGCGGCAACGACAUCUUCGGGUUCGCCAACGAGUCGGUGCCCUACCAGACGUUGUCCUACGCCAUCGGUCCCGGUUUCGAGUACCACUACAACGCGAACGCGACGAAGUACGCGGACUUUCCGUGGCGUGACCUCUUCGCGGACGAGAGCAGGCUGAGGGACCCCUUCUACCAGCAGCACGCCGGGUAUUACAGAUACGAGAGCACUCACAGCGGCGAGGACGUUCCCAUUUACUCGAAGGGACCGGGGACGGACCUGCUGCGCGGCGUCGUCGAACAGAAUUACGUCGCGCACGUCAUCAGCUACGCGGCAUGCAUUGGACCUCACGCCCGAUUGAAUAGCGACUGCGGCGACACCUCGCGGGCGUCCGUUCAACUACCAACAACACCCGUUGCCAUAUUAGCACUUCUUUUAGUCCCCAUUUUAUAUUAAAUUGAUUAGUAAAAAUAGAUUUUAAGUAAGGUUGCCCAUAUCAGGACUCCAGAAGUGAAAGUUACUCUCCCCUAGGUUUGCCAGCCCCUUGACCAUUUUACUCAAAGUGUUCCUAUCAGGAACUUUCGAAAUGUCACUGUCAAAUUCCCGAGAUACUCAUCAGCUAAUCAUAUCAGGAGUACAGAAGUCGUGUAUUGUAGUAGUAGUCCCGUUACUGUAAUCUUUGAAAGAGAAAUUCCCACCAAGGGAGCACAAUAUCUUAAUUUUUAUUACUCUGAUACACUAAAGUGCAUAAUGCUAGUCAAUAAAGUAUUUCCUAUUUAUAA